Messenger RNA from Cutaneotrichosporon oleaginosum, 686 nucleotides. RefSeq lists its product as uncharacterized. Gene Ontology annotation, biological process: DNA-templated transcription. The record is from RefSeq and is a predicted model, not a curated record. Lineage: Eukaryota; Fungi; Basidiomycota; Tremellomycetes; Trichosporonales; Trichosporonaceae. Gene Ontology annotation, cellular component: RNA polymerase I complex; RNA polymerase III complex; RNA polymerase II, core complex.
CACAUCAGCCUCCUUUUGUACAUCUCCACAUCUGCCUCCUGCGCCGCUUCUGUCCUCAUCGCGCACGCUCGACAAUCCCCGUCGAGCCGUUACACAUUCGCCUGUCCCUCCUUUCCCGGCACAAUGAACGACGAUCGCCCAAACGUCAUCUUCGAGGACCGUUUCGAGGUUAAGGCUGUCGACGAGGAUGGCAAAAAGUUUGACCGCGUGUCCCGCAUCAAGGCCGAGUCGCGCGACAUGGGCAUGAGCCUGCACCUGGACAUUGCCAACGAGCUGUAUCCACUGCAGACCGGGGAGGUGUUUUCAUUGCUGCUCGCGCGCAGCCUCAAGCCCGAGGACGAUGUGCCCGAGGAGGAGGACGGGGACGCGCCGCGCAAGAUCAAGCGCGAGCUGUGGCGCGCAGAUGAUCAGGGCCUCGCCAACGACUACGACUACGUGCUCUUCGGCAAGGUGUACAAGUUCGACGAUAGCGUGCGCGGCGACAACCAGACGACCGCGUAUGCGUCGUUUGGGGGGUUGCUCAUGGCGCUGCGCGGGAGCUUCCGUCACCUUGCGGGGGUGACGGUCGGCGAAAACGUGUACCUCCUCAUGCGCAAGUAAGCAUUAGCAAGGGCGCACGUCCACGCGCGCGACGGAGGAUCUGGGUUAGAGACGCAUGAUAGACAGAUGCAUGUACCAUUACAGAU